Conger conger (European conger) is the source of this 3081-nucleotide messenger RNA. Its product is annotated as kelch-like protein 13. The transcript has 7 exons. Gene Ontology annotation, molecular function: cullin family protein binding; ubiquitin-protein transferase activity. The coding region runs from base 249 to 2216 and encodes 655 amino acids. NCBI's taxonomy places the organism in Eukaryota, Metazoa, Chordata, Actinopteri, Anguilliformes, Congridae. Gene Ontology annotation, biological process: protein ubiquitination; regulation of cytokinesis. Gene Ontology annotation, cellular component: Cul3-RING ubiquitin ligase complex. The record is from RefSeq and is a predicted model, not a curated record.
UGAGCUAGUCAGAUGGAAUCAUCGUAGCGCUUCGGGGGACGGGGCAGGCUUUUUAAAAGGAGAUGUCUCACAGUUCUGAUUCAGCCAGUCGGCAGAGUGGAAACAUUGGCUUAAGAGCAUUGGCGGAAUCAUUAGCCUGUCCUUAGCUGCAGUCGUCCUCCCGUUCAGUUUAGUGUAGGAUGGAAGCCCUCGCUGGAAGCCUGUUAUGGAAACGCUCAUUGCUGUUAUUGUAGUACUGUGGUGACAACAUGCCAUUGAAAUGGAAAAGCGGUUCUCCUGCUAGCUGGAAAUUCCCAGUUCCUGUGCUUAAAACAUCUAGGUCGUCUCCUCUCUCCCCAGCCUACAUAUCCCUGGUGGAAGAGGACGACCCUCAUAUGAAAGUGUCUUUGGGGAGCAGCGAUAUGGGCGUGUCCGCGCACCUGCAGGCAUCCAAGACGGGGAACACCAGGUUCUUCACCAGCAAUACCCACAGUUCCGUGGUCCUACAGGGGUUCGACCAGCUGAGGAUAGAGGGGCUGCUCUGUGACGUGACCCUGGUGCCGGGGGACGGGGACGAGGCCUUUCCGGUCCACCGGGCGAUGAUGGCGUCCUCCAGCGACUACUUCAAAGCCAUGUUCACAGGUGGGAUGAAGGAGCAGGACUUGAUGUGCAUCAAGCUUCACGGCGUCAACCGAAUAGGCCUGAAGAAGAUCAUCGACUUCAUCUACACAGCCAAGCUCUCGCUGAACAUGGAGAACCUGCAGGACACGCUGGAGGCAGCCAGCUUCCUCCAGAUACUCCCCGUGCUGGACUUCUGCAAGGUCUUUCUCAUAUCUGGGGUCUCGCUGGAGAACUGCGUGGAGGUGGGCCGUAUCGCCAACACCUACAACCUCACCGAGGUGGACAAGUACGUCAACAACUUCAUCCUGAAGAACUUCCCCUCGCUCCUGGCCACGGGGGAGUUCGUCAAGCUGCCCUUCGAGCGGCUGGCCUUCGUGCUCUCCAGCAACAGCCUGAAGCUCUGCGGCGAGCUGGACCUGUUCAAGGCCGCCUGCCGCUGGCUGCGGCACGACGACGGGCGCAUGGAGCACGCGGCCAAGCUGAUGAAGAACAUCCGCUUCCCCCUCAUGAGCCCGCAGGAGCUCAUCAACCACGUGCAGACGGUGGACUUCAUGCGCACCGACAACACCUGCGUCAACCUCCUCCUGGAGGCCAGCAACUACCAGAUGAUGCCGUACAUGCAGCCCGUCAUGCAGUCGGAGAGGACGGCGAUACGGUCGGACAGCGCGCACCUGGUGACGCUGGGCGGCGUGCUGAGGCAGCAGCUGGUGGUCAGCAAGGAGCUGCGUCUGUACGAUGAGAAGGCCCACGAGUGGAAGGCGCUGGCGCCCAUGGACGCGCCGCGCUACCAGCACGGCAUCGCCGUCAUCGGCAACUUCCUGUACGUAGUGGGCGGCCAGAGCAACUACGACACCAAAGGCAAGACGGCGGUGGACACGGUGUUCCGCUACGACCCGCGCUACAACAAGUGGAUGCAGGUGGCCUCGCUGAACGAGAAGCGCACCUUCUUCCACCUCAGCGCGCUGAAGGGGCACCUCUACGCCGUGGGGGGCCGCAACGCUGCCGGGGAGCUUGCCACAGUGGAGUGCUACAACCCCAGGACGAACGAGUGGACGUACGUCGCCAAAAUGAACGAACCUCACUACGGCCACGCCGGGACGGUCUACGGUGGCUUCAUGUACAUUUCAGGUGGAAUCACUCACGACACUUUCCAGAAGGAGCUGAUGUGCUUUGACCCCGACACGGACAAGUGGACUCAGAAAGCCCCCAUGACCACGGUGCGGGGGCUGCACUGCAUGUGUACUGUGGGUGACAGGCUGUACGUGAUCGGGGGGAACCACUUCCGGGGCACCAGCGACUACGACGACGUGCUGAGCUGCGAGUACUACUCGCCGGCGCUGGACCUGUGGACGCCCAUCGCCGCCAUGCUGCGCGGACAGAGCGACGUGGGCGUGGCCGUCUUCCAGAGCAAGAUCUACGUGGUGGGCGGCUACUCCUGGAACAACCGCUGCAUGGUGGAGAUCGUGCAGAAGUACGACCCCGAGAAGGACGAGUGGCACAAGGUGUUCGACCUGCCCGAGUCGCUGGGCGGGAUCCGCGCCUGCACGCUCACCGUCUUUCCCCCCGAGGACAACACAGGGUCGCCCAACCGGGAGUCUCCGCUCUCUGCCCCCUGAAACCCCCCCCCUCCCCCCUCCCCCCACCUCAGUCACUGUUUGCACUUCCUCCUUUUUGGACUACACCCGGGGGCGUGCUUCAUAGGCAGAGUGCCACAAAGGCUGCUGGGAGUUGGAGUCGUCACGCACUUGGGCUCUCUCUGCAAAACCUUUUGUGACACUGUGCUUAUUGAGCACAGUCCUGUACUCUCCCCCAACCCUCGUACUGCCCCCCUCCCCUAUUGUGGAGAGUGUGCUUUUCUCUCUACAGACUAUUUAUACGAGGCUGCUUGGCUGGCCUUCAGUUUUUACUCAGCUCAGAAACAACUCGUACCUGCAAAGCCUUCGUGGCAGGAAAGGAACUCCUUCCGGUGAAUGGAAAAUGGACAAGAUGCGAUUUUGCCGCCCAAGUACAUUAAUGUUGCAUAUUCAUGUUCUUUUGGAAUGUGUUUUUUUUUUCGUCAGAGGCCUCUAACUUAACAUCGUUCAGGACUAGGAUGGAAGCGAAGCAAUGAUGCGUGUCUUGAGUGUAAUGAUCCCUGUUUCUUUCAAGGUUAUUUCUGCGAAUCAGGAGAUUCGAGGCCGUUGUUGACAUUGAUGUACAAUUGAGGAUUUAUUUUAUUGAAUAAUUAUUAUUAUUAUUAUUAUUAUUAUUAUUAUUAUUGCUGUUGGUUUUUUUAUUUUAUUAUUCUCAUCUGCAGAAGCGCUGGGAUACAUGGGCCCACAGAAGGAGAUGAAAAUGUUUUAAUCUCAGGAGUUGGCCAGCACCUUCCUCCCAACUUCCUCCUCCCCCACCCAACAACAAUUACAGUCAUUUCUGCGAUUGUUAUUAACCAUUAAAUAAAUGGUGUUUUCUAAAUUUAAUAAACAAGAUUUUGAAAAGCUC